This is a messenger RNA of Zonotrichia leucophrys gambelii, 2604 nucleotides long. RefSeq names its product solute carrier family 26 member 4 (gene SLC26A4). Gene Ontology annotation, biological process: transmembrane transport. The record is from RefSeq and is a predicted model, not a curated record. Bases 18 to 2357 code for a protein of 779 amino acids. Lineage: Eukaryota; Metazoa; Chordata; Aves; Passeriformes; Passerellidae. The transcript is spliced from 20 exons. Gene Ontology annotation, cellular component: plasma membrane. Gene Ontology annotation, molecular function: chloride transmembrane transporter activity; secondary active sulfate transmembrane transporter activity; bicarbonate transmembrane transporter activity.
CCGGCUCAGGCGGGGCCAUGGCCGCGGGCGGGCGGGCGAGCGAGCCGCUGGCCGAGCUCAGCCACUACGUGGUGGCGCGGCCCAUCUACAGCGAACCCGGCUUCCAGGAGGAGAACGAGCGGCGGCCGCCGCUGCCGCCCACGCUCCGCGAGCGGGCGCAGGCGGCCUGCAGAUGUUCAAGGAAAAGGGCCUUUCAGAUUGCCAAGUCCUUUCUGCCCAUCCUGGAGUGGCUGCCCAACUACCGGGUGAAAGAGUGGCUGAUCAGCGACAUCAUCUCGGGGCUCAGCACCGGCCUCGUCGCCACCCUGCAAGGUUUGGCAUAUGCUUUGCUGGUUGCAGUCCCUGUUGGAUUUGGUCUCUAUUCUGCUUUUUUCCCCAUCCUGACAUACUUUUUCCUGGGAACAUCAAGGCACAUCUCAGUUGGUCCAUUCCCAGUGGUCAGUUUGAUGGUGGGAUCUGUUGUAUUGAGCAUGGCCCCGGAUGAGAAUUUUCUCAUAGAAGGCAGUAAUGCUACAGGGGCUAAUGUCACAGGGGCACUGAUAGACACUGAGUCCAGAGAUGCACAGAGAGUGCUGAUUGCAAGUACUCUCACAUUCCUGGUUGGAAUUUUACAGGUUAUAUUUGGAGUUCUCCAGAUUGGUUUCAUUGUGAGGUACCUUGCAGAUCCAUUAGUUGGGGGAUUCACAACUGCAGCUGCUUUUCAAGUGCUUGUGUCACAACUGAAAAUAGUUCUGAAUGUUUCAACUAAAAAUUAUAAUGGUGUCCUUUCCAUAAUAUAUACUCUUGUUGAAACAUUUGAAAAAAUUGGGACCACCAACAUUGCAGAUCUCAUUGCUGGACUCCUCACUAUUUUUGUCUGCAUGGUAGUUAAAGAAAUAAACGAUCGCUUCAAACACAAGAUACCUAUACCUAUACCAAUAGAAGUGAUUGUGACAAUAGUAGCCACUGGCAUUUCCUAUGCUGCAGACUUGGAAAAAAAAUACAAUGCAGGCAUUGUUAAGAGCAUUCCAAGAGGAUUUUUGCCUCCUGAGCCUCCAAAUGUCAGCCUGUUUUCCCAGAUGAUUGCAGCCUCCUUUUCCAUUGCUAUUGUUGCUUAUGCUAUUGCUGUGUCUGUGGGGAAGGUAUAUGCAACCAAGUAUGACUAUGCUAUUGAUGGAAACCAGGAAUUUAUUGCCUUUGGGUUCAGCAACAUUUUUUCAGGUGCCUUUUCUUGUUUUGUUGCAACUACUGCUCUUUCACGGACUGCAGUCCAAGAAAGUACUGGUGGAAAGACUCAGGUUGCUGGUAUAAUCUCAGCUGGGAUCGUUUUGAUUUCUAUUGUUGCCCUGGGGAAAUUGCUAGAGCCCUUACAAAAGUCUGUGUUGGCAGCUGUAGUCAUAGCUAACUUGAAAGGGAUGUUCAUGCAAGUGUUUGAUGUUCCCCGUCUAUGGAGACAGAAUAAAGUGGAUGCUAUGAUCUGGGUUUUUACAUGUAUAGCAUCCAUCAUUCUGGGACUUGAUUUGGGAUUACUUGCUGGCCUUUUGUUUGGAUUGCUGACAGUUGUGCUGAGAGUCCAGUUUCCUUCAUGGGGAGGCUUUGGAAACAUUCCUGGCACGGACAUCUACAAGAAGGUCAAGGACUACAAAAAUGUUAUAGAACCAGAAGGUGUGAAGAUUCUCAAGUUUUCAAGUCCAAUUUUUUAUGCUAACAUUGAUGGACUGAAAAGCAGCCUCAAAUCCACUGUGGGAUUUGAUGCAGUCAAGGUAUAUAAUAAGAGACUCAAAGCACUGAGGAAAAUACAAAAGCUAAUCAAGAAGGGAAAAUUAAAAGCUACUAAGAAUGGCAUCAUCAGUGAGCCUGGUAUUAAUAAUGAAGCUUUUGAGACUGAUGAGGAACCUGAAGACAACCAGGAUCCUCAAGUUCCCACCAAAGAAGUAGAGAUCCAGGUGGACUGGAAUUCAGAACUCCCAGUCAAAGUAAACAUCCCCAAGGUGCCCAUCCACAGUCUCAUUCUUGAUUUUGGAGCAGUAACCUUCUUGGAUAUUGUAGCUGUGAGAUCAAUAAAAACGAUAAUUAAAGAGUUUGAGAGAAUUGAUGUGAGAGUAUACUUUGCUUCAUAUCAAGACAACCUUAUAUCUCAGCUGGAACGGGGUGCCUUCUUUGAUGACACUGUCAGAAAAGACAUAUUUUUCUUGACUGUCCAUGAUGCAGUGCUCUACAUAAGGAAUCAAAUGACGUACAGUGACAACCAGGAUCCCAUAUUUGAGAAGAUUUCACUGAUGCAGGAGUCAAAAGAACCCAUAGAGUUCACAGAAGCCAGCCAGCCUGAUGAUGAACUUGAUGUUCAGGAAGAGGCUAUGCGCCGACUUGCCUCCUGAAGCACUGCUGGUACUGUCCUGCCUGUGAGAGCACAGCAAUAUCCACCCACCAGUACUAUCCAUACCAGCAUUUUCUGCUAUGAAAACAAUCUUUGCACUUGAAGAAAACCCUGAUUGUUUGUCUGAAUGAUACAGAUCUCUAUAACUCUCCAAAUUUUAGCUAGCAUUAUCCCAGAAAUAUUCUGGACUUUGAUUCUGCAAGCACUUUCUGCUAUGAUAUAUAUUAAUAAAAAAGAAAAUCAGAAGA